Microtus ochrogaster (prairie vole) is the source of this 3428-nucleotide messenger RNA. RefSeq names its product striatin 4 (gene Strn4). Bases 362 to 2644 code for a protein of 760 amino acids. The transcript has 18 exons. Gene Ontology annotation, molecular function: armadillo repeat domain binding; calmodulin binding; protein-containing complex binding. Gene Ontology annotation, cellular component: dendrite. The record is from RefSeq and is a predicted model, not a curated record. NCBI's taxonomy places the organism in Eukaryota, Metazoa, Chordata, Mammalia, Rodentia, Cricetidae.
GGGGUGUUAUUUGCAUCUGGAGCGGGCUAGGGCUCUGACAUUGGGGAGAAAGAAGGCAGAAAGAAAAAAGUCCAGUUCUGUCUCACUCCUCCAAGGGGGACAAUUGCGAGGGGCUCUAGGUCCUUUGCCUAAGUUGAGGCAGUCCCUACCCCCUCCCCGGUCACCAUCCCAGAACGCACACACCACCGGGGUCGACCCCGGGUGGGCAAGGCUCGCGCCCAACCCUGUGCUCGCCUCCGCUCCCCUCGCCAGUCCGUCGAGAGCGCGCGCGCGCACGCGAGGUGGGGGUGUGUAUGUGUGAAGCUGCGCGUCCGCGCAGGCGCGAGGCAGAACGGGCGCGCGGGCCGGCCCCGGGGCCUCCAUGAUGGAGGAGCGAGCGGCCGCCGCGGUCGCCUCGGCAGCCUCCUCCUGUCGACCUCUGGGCUCGGGCACGGCUCCCAACCCGACGGCGGCGGCCCCGGCCUCCAGCCCUGCUCCUGGGCCCGGCCCGGUAGGUAAAGGAGGUAGCGGUGGUGGCAGUCCGGGCCCCACAGCGGGUCCGGAGCCCCUCAGCCUGCCUGGGAUCCUGCAUUUUAUCCAACACGAGUGGGCACGCUUCGAAGCCGAAAAGGCCCGCUGGGAGGCCGAGCGCGCCGAGCUGCAGGCUCAGGUGGCUUUCCUCCAGGGUGAGAGGAAAGGCCAAGAGAAUCUAAAGACAGACCUGGUGCGGCGGAUCAAGAUGCUGGAGUAUGCGCUGAAGCAGGAGAGGGCCAAGUAUCAUAAACUGAAGUUCGGGACAGACCUGAAUCAGGGGGAGAAGAAGGCAGAUCUGUCAGAACAAGUCUCCAAUGGCCCUGUGGAGUCGGUCACACUGGAGAACAGCCCAUUGGUGUGGAAGGAGGGGCGACAGCUUCUGCGACAGUACCUGGAAGAGGUGGGCUACACAGAUACCAUCUUGGACAUGCGGUCCAAGCGAGUGCGUUCCCUUCUGGGCCGUUCAGUGGAACUCAAUGGGGCCACUGAGCCUAUCGAGGGGGCUCCCAGGGCUUCACCAGGCCCUGGGGGACUUAGUGGUGGCGAGUCUCUGCUGGUAAAACAGAUCGAGGAACAGAUCAAAAGAAACGCAGCAGGCAAAGAUGGCAAGGAGCGCCUGGGUGGCUCGGUACUGGAGCAGAUCCCCUUCCUGCAGAACUGUGAGGAUGAGGACAGCGAUGAGGAUGAUGAGCUAGACAGUGUUCAACACAAGAAGCAGCGUGUGAGGCUCCCAUCCAAGGCCCUAGUGCCUGAAAUGGAGGACGAAGAUGAGGAAGAUGACUCGGAAGAUGCUAUCAAUGAGUUUGAUUUCCUGGGCUCAGGAGAAGAUGGGGAAGGGUCUCCAGAUCCUCGACGUUGUGCUGCAGAGGGGAACCCCCAUGAGCUCGAAAGCCGUCGGGUCAAACUCCAGGGAAUUCUUGCUGACCUCCGGGAUGUGGACGGGCUGCCUCCCAAAGUGACCGUUCCACCUCCUGGCACACCCCAGCCCCGGCCUCAUGAAGGUUCCUUUGGCUUCUCCUCAGACGUCUUCAUCAUGGACACUAUCGGGGGCGGGGAGGUGAGCCUGGGGGACUUGGCAGAUCUCACCGUCACCAAUGACAACGACCUCAGCUGUGAUCUGUCUGACAGCAAAGACGCCUUCAAGAAGACAUGGAACCCCAAGUUUACCCUCCGCUCACACUACGAUGGUAUCCGCUCGCUGGCCUUCCACCACAGCCAGUCAGCACUGCUCACUGCUUCUGAGGAUGGCACACUUAAACUGUGGAACCUACAAAAGGCAGUUACAGCCAAGAAAAAUGCUGCACUGGACGUGGAGCCAAUUCACGCUUUCCGUGCUCACAGGGGCCCUGUACUGGCAGUCACCAUGGGCAGCAACAGCGAGUACUGUUACAGCGGUGGGGCUGAUGCCCGCAUCCACAGCUGGAAGAUUCCUGACCUCAAUAUGGACCCAUAUGAUGGCUACGACCCAAGCUUGCUGAGCCACGUCCUGGAAGGCCAUGGGGAUGCUGUGUGGGGUCUGGCUUUCAGUCCCACCUCCCACCGCCUGGCAUCUUGCUCCGCUGAUGGCACCGUCCGCAUCUGGGACCCCAGCAGCAGUAGUCCAAGCUGCCUCUGUACCUUCCCCAUGUCUGGAGAACACGGAAUCCCCACCUCAGUGGCCUUCACCAGCACCGAGUCUGCCCAUGUCGUGGCCUCCUUUCGUUCUGGUGACACCGUUCUUUAUGACUUGGAAGCUGGCAGUGCCCUCCUCACAUUGGAGUCCCGAGGGAGCAGCGGCCCAACACAGAUCAACCAGGUGGUGAGUCACCCAAAUCAGCCCCUCACCAUUACUGCGCACGACGAUAGGGGCAUCCGAUUCCUGGACAAUCGGACAGGUAAAUCUGUGCACUCCAUGGUUGCCCACCUGGAUGCAGUCACCUGCCUAGCCGUGGACCCCAAUGGCGUGUUCUUGAUGUCAGGAAGCCAUGACUGUUCUCUGCGUUUAUGGAGCCUAGACAACAAGACAUGUGUGCAGGAGAUCACGGCCCACCGCAAGAAGCAUGAGGAGGCCAUCCAUGCAGUGGCCUGCCAUCCCAGCAAGGCACUUAUCGCCAGUGCUGGUGCUGACGCCCUAGCCAAGGUGUUCGUAUGAUCCCACCUGGCCUCGCCCUGGCUACACAGUGGCAGGGAGCGGGGCCAGGCCAGUGGGGCUGAGGCAGCCCCAAGCCUCCCUUGAGAGGCUCAGAGUCUCGGCCUCUUUCAUCUUCCUGGAGCCUGGUGGUGCUAAUGGCCCUUUCCCCAGGAAUCGCCCUUCAAGGAUGGCCUCUGGGAUUUGUGCUCAUGCCCCAGCCCCAACUCCUGAUACAGCUGUCCUCCUGAGUUUAGCACAGCCAAGGCUGGGUGUCCUUGGGGAUCUGUUUUUUUCUUCUAAGAAAAUAGAAGGUGCCAGGCUCUACCCUAGAGUGCCACACUUCCCCUGCCCAUCAGAUGAAGGGCUGUGCAGAAAGGGGUCUCCUGUGGCCCUCCUGUGUGGGCCCCAGGCUGUCCUCUUGGACCUCAGUCCCUUCCUUCUGCUUUCCAACACUAACAAGCAUCUGGGGCCAGGUCUUCUGGAAAGGGCCUCCACUCCUCUGGGGCAUGCUCCCAGCUACAGGCCCUCCUUGAGAUAUAGAGGGUGGAGUGGGCCCCUGGCCCCUAGCUCGCUGUCUAUCUGUAUAAAUGGGAUUUUAAUGGCAUCCACCCCACGUUAUCACUGUGUGAUAGUCUGUCAGUCUCCUUCCAACUCCACACUUUUGCCUCUAUUUAUUUCACUCUUUAUUUGGGUUCUACCUUGUGCCCUUGGUUCCCCCUUCAGGUUCCUGUUUAUAAGCCCCAUUCCUUUUGCCCCCAACUUGUAUGUGAAAAAAAAAACUGUCUCAAUAAACCCUUUGGAGUAA